Molecule: messenger RNA, 1439 nt
Organism: Budorcas taxicolor (takin)
Lineage: Eukaryota; Metazoa; Chordata; Mammalia; Artiodactyla; Bovidae
Gene: C1QTNF3
Product: C1q and TNF related 3
Exons: 6
Coding region: 1-960 (319 amino acids)
Molecular function (GO): protein binding
Source: RefSeq, a predicted model, not a curated record
AUGCUGGGGCGGCAGCUCGUCUAUUGGCACCUUCUGGCUUUGCUUUUCCUCCCUUUUUGCCUGUGUCAAGAUGAAUACAUGGAGGUGAGCGGAAGAGCUAAUAAAGUGGUGGCGCGAAUAGUGCAAAGCCAUCAGCAGACUGGCCGUAGCGGCUCCAGAAGGGAGAAAGUGAGAGAGCGGAGCCAUCCUAGAGCUGGGACUGUGGAUAAUAACACUUCUACAGACCUAAAAUCCCUGAGGCCGGAUGAGCUACCGCCCCCCGAGGUAGAUGACCUAGCCCAGACCACCCCAUUCUGGGGCCAGUCUCCACAAACCGGAGGACUGCCCCCAGACUGCAGCAAGUGUUGCCAUGGAGACUACAGCUUCCGAGGCUACCAAGGCCCCCCUGGACCUCCUGGUCCCCCUGGCAUCCCAGGAAACCAUGGGAACAAUGGCAACAAUGGAGCCACUGGCCACGAAGGGGCCAAAGGUGAGAAAGGAGACAAAGGUGACCUGGGACCACGAGGGGAGCGUGGGCAGCAUGGCCCCAAAGGAGAGAAGGGCUACCCAGGGAUUCCACCAGAACUGCAGAUUGCGUUCAUGGCUUCCCUGGCAACUCACUUCACCAAUCAGAACAGUGGGAUCAUUUUCAGCAGUGUUGAAACCAACAUCGGGAACUUCUUUGAUGUCAUGACCGGGAGAUUUGGGGCCCCAGUAUCAGGUGUGUACUUCUUCACCUUCAGCAUGAUGAAGCAUGAGGAUGUUGAGGAAGUGUAUGUAUACCUCAUGCACAAUGGCAACACGGUCUUCAGCAUGUACAGCUAUGAAACAAAGGGGAAAUCAGAUACAUCCAGCAACCAUGCAGUGCUGAAGCUGGCCAAAGGGGAUGAGGUGUGGCUGAGAAUGGGCAAUGGUGCUCUUCAUGGGGACCACCAGCGCUUCUCUACCUUUGCAGGCUUCCUGCUCUUCGAAACUAAGUAAAACUAUGAAUAGACCAGCUCCACUUUGGGGAAGACUUGUAGCUGAGAUGGUGUUGUCACGAUCCAAGGGAUUUUAGAGCCGAUGGCUCUACAUGUUGUAUUUAAAAACAUUUUUAUUGGUUACAUUACUAAUCACAGUACAGUUACAUCAAUAAUGUGGGAUGACUCAGGGGCUCAGAAGAAUAAACCACAAAACAGUCUUACCAAGAGACCUUGACUAAUAUACCCAGCAACAUUUAUUGCUCUUUUCUAGGCACCUAAAAGAGAAUUCCCCUCUUCAUACAGGUUAGAAAUGAUUGUUCCCAUCAGAAAAGUCAGUUUUGGGUGCUCUAAUAACAGCUUUCAGGAAGCUGUAAGGUUUGGGGUUCCUUAUUCUUUGGAGCAUUUCAGAGAAUAGGGUGCAGUGAUUAUGAUGGGGACAAGAAAAGAAUAAGGGGCGCUUGCCUGGAUCAAGGUAUCAGAAAUAUUUGUAAAGUCUAA